Molecule: messenger RNA, 1272 nt
Organism: Leptopilina heterotoma
Lineage: Eukaryota; Metazoa; Arthropoda; Insecta; Hymenoptera; Figitidae
Gene: holn1
Product: CD2 antigen cytoplasmic tail-binding protein 2 homolog
Exons: 6
Coding region: 222-1217 (331 amino acids)
Cellular component (GO): U5 snRNP
Molecular function (GO): protein binding
Source: RefSeq, a predicted model, not a curated record
UUCAGUUCAUGUUUAUGUGUACUUGAAAGUCUAUAGAUAUAAACAUUUUUUUAUUUUCUGGAGUACUGAUAAAUUUCUGACGCGCAAUUAAUCAAGUUUAUGAAUAAUAUUUGCGCCGGUACUUUUCUGUACUCUAAAAAUUCAAAGAAAAGUUAACGUUUUGGAGCGAAGGAUAAUUUUUGUGGAAAAAAGCUUUAAAUUUUAUCAAAUAGUUUUCCAAAAUGCCGAAAAGAAAAUUUGAUGAUAUAAUUGAUGUUCAGCCACAAAUGGAUGUCGCUGGAGUGUCAUUUAAAAAUUCACUGGAUUCUGAUGAAGAUGACGAUGAAGUCGAGGACGAGGCAUACAAUGUCAUGAAUGACGAUGAUUUUGAAGGUCACGAAGAAGGUCCAAGUGCUGAUGCAAAUAUUGGAUUCACGGCAUUCAAUAUGAAGGAAGAACUCGAGGAAGGUCAUUUUGACAAAGAGGGUCAUUAUCUUUUGAAAAAAGAGAAACAAAUAAAAGACCAUUGGUUGGAUAAUAUAGAUUGGGUUAAGGUGAAACCUGAACUUGCAAAGAAUAGAAAAAGUAAGGAGAAAAUGUCGAAGGGCAUUGGAGAUAGUGGCAGUGACAGUGAUGAAGAUCCAGAUCGUCUGUUUAAUCCGGUUCCAUUAUAUAAACAAAUUUUGGAAUUUCUUCAACCUGGAGAGACGGUUAAAAAAGCUCUUUGCCGAUUGGGAAAAGGAAAGAAACAAUUGACAACAGCGGAAAGAUGGAAGAGGAAGAAGGAUCCGUCUUUGGCGAAGGAGGACGAGGAGCAAUCCGCUCAAAUUACUAAACUUACUGAAUUUGCUAACGAAUUACUCACACGAACUGGAAAUAUGGACAUUUACGAAGAAAGUUAUGAACAAAUUAAAAAGAAGGUUCAGCCACCAAAAGCGGAAGCGGAACUUGAUAUGUACGCGGAUGAUUUUGAUGAAAAGGAAAAAGAAAAAUUGGAUGUAAAUACUACUGGAGAACAAGAGAGUGCAGAACAGAAUGCAGAUGAAAAAGAAUGUGUCACCUGGGAAUUGAAGUGGUCACAAAAUGAUAAUGCAGAAGUUAGUGGACCUCAUAAGACGGAAAAAAUGCUGUCAUGGUCGAAAGCGGGUUAUUUUAAAAAAGGCGCUUGGGUUCGUAAAACAGGACAAGCGGGUUCAUUUUACAGUGCAGCACGAAUCGACUUUGAUUUAUAUCUUUAAUUAUAAAAUUAUUAGUGUUUAAAAUUAAUUUUUAAACAUCUGCAAAAAAAUUCUA